AGCCGGUUACCCGGCUCAGGGCGGUUCGCAGCUCGCGCUCCUGCCGGAGAACCUGAAGCCUCUCCGGCUCCGGGGCACAGGACCGUGGGACUGGCUGGCCCGAGCCCUGGGCACGCCGCGGAAGCAGGGCCUGAUGGCGCCAUCCACGGUGGGCCUCCUUGUCAUCUCCCUUCUGCAAGCCGCCCUCACUCUGAACCCUGAGGACCCCAAUGUGUGUAGCCACUGGGAGAGCUAUGCCGUGACUGUGCAGGAGUCUUACGCACACCCCUUUGAUCAGAUCUACUACACACGAUGCGCAGAUAUACUCAACUGGUUCAAGUGCACUCGGCAUCGGAUCAGCUAUAAGACGGCUUACAGACGUGGCCUCCGGACCAUGUACCGGCGGAGGUCCCAGUGCUGCCCUGGCUAUUAUGAGAACGGAGACUUCUGCAUUCCCCUGUGCACUGAGGAGUGUAUGCACGGCCGUUGCGUCUCUCCAGAUACCUGCCAUUGUGAACCUGGAUGGGGUGGCCCUGACUGCUCCAGCGGUUGUGACAGCGAGCACUGGGGUCCCCACUGCAGCAAUCGGUGUCAGUGUCAAAACGGCGCCCUGUGCAACCCUAUCACCGGCGCCUGCGUGUGCGCCCCUGGCUUCCGAGGCUGGCGCUGUGAGGAACUCUGCGCACCGGGUACCCACGGCAAGGGCUGCCAGCUGCCUUGUCAGUGCCACCACGGCGCCAGCUGCGACCCGCGCACUGGCGAGUGCCUCUGCGCACCUGGCUACACCGGUGUCUACUGCGAGGAGCUGUGCCCCCCUGGGAGCCAUGGAGCUCACUGUGAACUACGCUGCCCCUGCCAAAAUGGGGGCACCUGCCACCACAUCACUGGAGAGUGUGCCUGCCCUCCAGGCUGGACGGGAGCAGUGUGUGCCCAGCCCUGCCCACCAGGGACGUUUGGCCAGAACUGUAGUCAGGAUUGUCCUUGCCACCAUGGAGGCCAGUGUGAUCAUGUGACUGGACAAUGCCACUGUACAGCUGGAUACAUGGGGGACAGGUGCCAAGAGGAAUGUCCCUUUGGAACUUUUGGUUUCCGGUGCUCUCAGCGCUGUGACUGCCACAAUGGAGGUCAAUGUUCACCGACCACAGGUGCCUGUGAGUGUGAGCCUGGCUACAAGGGCCCUAGCUGCCAGGAGCGGCUAUGCCCCGAGGGCCUGCAUGGCCCAGGCUGCACCUUGCCCUGUCCCUGUGACACUGAGAACACUAUCAGCUGCCAUCCAGUCACUGGAGCUUGUACCUGCCAACCUGGCUGGUCAGGCCACUUCUGCAACGAAUCCUGCCCUGCCGGCUACUAUGGCAACGGUUGCCAGCUGCCCUGCACCUGCCAGAAUGGCGCUGACUGCCACAGCAUCACUGGGGGCUGCACUUGUGCCCCAGGCUUCAUGGGAGAAGUGUGUGCCAUUCCCUGCGCUGCUGGGACCUAUGGUCCCAACUGCUCAUCUGUAUGCAGCUGUAGCAAUGGUGGCACCUGUUCCCCUGUGGAUGGCUCCUGCACUUGCCAAGAGGGGUGGCAGGGCCCAGACUGCUCCCUGCCAUGUCCCAGUGGGACAUGGGGCCUGAACUGCAAUGAGACUUGUGUCUGUGCCAAUGGGGCAGCCUGCAGCCCUUCUGACGGCUCCUGCGCCUGUACCCCAGGCUGGCUGGGGGACUCCUGUGAACAGCCCUGCCCAGCUGGCACGUUCGGGCUGAACUGUAGCGAGCGUUGUGAUUGCAGCCAUGCCGAUGGCUGUGACCCUGUCACAGGCCACUGUUGCUGCCUAGCAGGAUGGACAGGCAUCCGCUGUGACAGCACGUGCCCCCCAGGUCGCUGGGGCCCCAACUGCUCAGUGCCCUGCAGCUGUGAGAACGGAGGCUCCUGCUCCCCAGAGGAUGGGAGAUGCGAGUGUGCCCCUGGCUUCCGAGGACCCUUAUGUCAGAGAAUCUGCCCACCAGGGUUCUACGGCUAUGGCUGCACCCAGUCUUGUCCUCUCUGCGUGCACAGCAACGGGCCCUGCCACCAUGUCAGUGGCAUCUGUGAGUGCCUGCCAGGAUUCUCUGGAGCCUUGUGCAACCAAGUGUGUGCUGGAGGACACUUUGGGCAGGAUUGUGCCCAGCUCUGUUCCUGUGCCAACAACGGGACCUGCAGCCCCAUCGAUGGCUCCUGUCAGUGCUUCCCUGGGUGGAUCGGCAAGGACUGCUCACAGGCCUGCCCAUCUGGGUUCUGGGGCUCUGCCUGCUUCCAUACAUGCAGCUGCCACAACGGGGCGAGCUGCAGCGCCGAGGAUGGGGCCUGCCACUGCACCCCUGGCUGGACUGGACUCUUCUGCACGCAGCGUUGCCCUGCAGCAUUUUUUGGGAAGGAUUGUGGGCACAUAUGCCAGUGUCAGAAUGGAGCCAGCUGUGACCACAUCACUGGGAAAUGCACCUGUCGAACAGGCUUCACCGGGCGCCACUGUGAACAGAGAUGUGCCCCCGGAACCUUUGGAUAUGGGUGUCAGCAGCUAUGUGAGUGCAUGAACAAUGCCACUUGUGACCAUGUCACUGGUACCUGUUACUGCAGCCCCGGAUUCAAAGGAAUCAGGUGUGACCAAGCUGCCCUCAUGAUGGAUGAACUGAAUCCCUACACCAAGAUCAGUCCAGCUUUGGGAGCAGAGCGGCACUCAGUGGGUGCUGUCACGGGCAUCAUCCUCCUGUUGUUCCUGGUUGUGGUGUUGCUGGGCCUGUUUGCCUGGCGACGGAGGCGGCAGAAAGAAAAAGGCCGUGACUUGGCUCCUCGUGUCUCCUACACCCCAGCCAUGAGGAUGACCAGCACAGACUACUCUCUCUCAGAUUUGUCUCAAAGUAGCAGCCAUGCCCAGUGCUUUUCCAAUGCCAGCUACCACACACUGGCGUGCGGGGGGCCUACCACCAGCCAGGCCAGCACUCUGGACAGGAACAGCCCCACCAAGCUCAGUAACAAGUCCCUUGACAGAGACACAACAGGCUGGACCCCCUACAGCUAUGUGAACGUGUUAGACUCCCAUUUCCAGAUCAGUGCCCUGGAGGCCAGGUACCCGCCCGAGGACUUCUACAUUGAACUUAGACACCUCAGCCGCCACAAUGAGCCACACUCACCAGGCACUUGUGGAAUGGAUAGACGUCAGAACACAUACAUUAUGGACAAAGGCUUCAAAGAUUACAUGAAAGAAUCUGCGUGCAGUUCUAGUACUUGUUCCUUGAACAGCAGUGAAAACCCUUAUGCUACAAUUAAGGAUCCACCCAUCCUCACCUGCAAGCUUCCAGAAAGCAGCUAUGUAGAAAUGAAGUCACCUGUGCACAUGGGGUCUCCGUACACAGAUGUGCCAUCCUUGUCGACAUCUAAUAAAAAUAUAUAUGAAGUUGGUAGGUGUCUCACAUAAGUAACUUAGCAAAACCAGGGCAACAGUGCAGCAUCCCAAGUGAAAACUAACUCUCCUCCACUCACUCUCUCCACAACACACCCUUCUGUUUGGCUGCAUUUGAAGGAACCCAAGGAGAAACUCCAUCCCAGAACUUCCCUCUCCUCUAAUGCAGGAAAACAAAAUCUUUUGCCACUCUGCUUACAAAUUACAACUGAUAAGCAGUAGAAAUAGCAAGGUUGGGGAACCAGUAUACAACACUUCCACUGAUUGUUGGUGCAAAUCCAAGUUUGAAAAAGAAAACCAUUAGAACUGCUGUUUACAAGUUUCCAAAUCAGUUCCUUACACCUCCCCUAUUCAACUGUGAUCCUAGAGGUACUCAUAAGACCCACACCUCUAGGAUGUCCUAAAUCUCUUGUUGUACAGAGGCAGGGAUUCUGACCCUUGGGUUUUCUAUCUCUAGAGAAAGCCGGUCGUAAUCAUCAUGCAUUUAUCAGAUUUAUACAUCCAUAGUUCCUCUCCCCAACAAGUUAAAUAGAACUUUCAAAUCUCCCACCAAGGCAACAAAGCUAAUCUGUUCUCUGAACUCAUUUUUCACUAUAUUCCUUAGAGCCCACAGUCAGUGUGGUCCAAGAAGGCCGAGGUCAUAACUCCAGCUAUAUCCAGAAUCCAUACGACCUACCUAGGAACAGCCAUAUUCCUGGUCAUUAUGACCUCCUCCCAGUAAGACAGAGCCCUGCCAAUGGGCCCUCCCAGGACAAGCAGUAAGAGGGAUAAACUUCUCUCUUAAGUGUGCUCUGCUGACUAUUCUCUGACUCUGAAAGAAGAAAUUCCGUGACUUGAAAUAUCAGUACAGAUUGAUCUGGAUUGAAAGAAGCACUUCCAAAUGGGAUUGGGGUAACUGUUCAAGGAGUCUGUUCACAAAGGCAAAUCAUAUCACCUUCAGCCCUAAGUGCCCUGGAUAUGAUUUUUAAAACAUUUAAGAUAUCGCUACUCAUCAACAUCAGCUAAAUUCAGAUAAAAGAUAUGUAUUUAAUAUUCUGAAACAACGCUUACAAUGCAUGUGGCUUAGGUUUUGCAAACUUUCAUAGGAGAAGGGGACUGGGGAAUGGAGAGGGGCACUUUAGAGUACCUGAAACGUGUAUGUGCUAUUGAUUAUUGUUACCAUCUGCUUCAGUAUCGAAGGGAACUGGUGCGUGGAUAUGAACUGUUCUAAUAUUAAUAGUAAAAUCUGUGUACAUACAGGUAUGGUCCAUCAAAGUAUAACAGCCAUAAUCAGAGUUUAAAAUAUAGCAUACUUCUGACAACUUGCAUUUUCAAAACUAAGAAUUUAAUAAAGACAGAGUCACUUUCUUCUGUCCCAUCAGUGAUAGGAGGCAAAACAGAAAGGGGAGAAAAAGAGUAAUUAUUUCAAAAGCGCAGCAGUUUCAUUCAGUCUAGAAUGGUUUCUAUGCCUGAUUUACCAAAUCUUGUCAAGAAUAAUGAAGGCCAGUCCUAGCCUGGCUGCACUGCAUUAAUACGCCUAACACUGAGUCAUUCUGUGUGUACCAGAGAACUAAGCUGCUACUUUAAGAUAGUAGUCACAGGGCUGAGAAUGCAGCCCUGAGGAAGAACACUUGGUGGUGAGUGGGGCCCUGGGGUAGAUCACCAGCAUCAUAGAAAAGGUGUAGGCUGGUAAGAAUUAAGUUUCCCUAGAAACCUUCCAAAUGGCCUAUUCAAUUUACUUAGUUGGAGUCCAUUGACUUGUUUUCAAGCAGUUCUUCAUAGAUAGCACUUGAUGUAGCAUGGACCCUAAAAAUGUACAAGAAAUUAUACAAAUAUGGGCAUGGCAAGCUUAAGUAGCUUAACAUACAUUAUGCUUUUUGAUGGAACUAAAUGAAAUAUAUGUAAAAAAAAAAAGAUUUUAAAAGCCCAUCACCUACUGAAAUGGGCAAACACGUAUUCCAUUAGUUGGUGCUUUAAACCUUUAUUCAGAUAAGUCAUAACUUCCUCUGCACGGUGUGAUAGCAGGUAAACCGAAGCAUGGACAAUUCUGGAUGUGGCUAAUUCCUAUAGGAAAAGGGCAAACUGGAAGUUAAUGGCCACCCUUGUGCCGCCCAAGCUCUUCAUGAGGAAUAAGGGUCUAACCAGUGAAAAUUACCUAAACAGGGUUCACAGAAAGAAAACUGCAAAGCUGGAUACUGAUACAGAAAGUGGGGUUGAUACUAACUAGAAGUCAGCUUGGAACCCCUUAGUUUGGGUAAGAAUCAGCAAAAGCAAGAAAAUAUAUAAGCAAAUCUCCCUCCUCACUUCACUCAAGGCAUAAGCCAAUCUUAGCAAUAGAGGAACAUAAACAUGAAUGCUGCAUGUGUGCAUGGAAGCGAGAGAUCAGCAAUAGCAAACUUUCCAAAAAGCCUUAUUAAAAUAGGAACACUAGAAAAUUACUUUGUAGACCUAAGUUAAUAUUUCUCAUAUAUAUGUAUAAAGAAAUAGAGUUAAGAGACUCACCUCAGUAUUUCAGGGCCACAAGUGCUCAAUUAUCUUUGGGAAGCAAGGAUCAAGAAGCAUGGCAAAAUCCAAUCAGCAAGGAGAAAUGGCAUCUCAAUCCCAGGCUUUAUCUUCUUCCCUUAUCCUGCAUGUACAAUAACUGCUACCUGGAAAACUGCAAUCAUGCAAAUUCCAAGUCUCACUCCUCUCUUACCAACUACCCUCUGCACAAAAGUAUUCAUCAAGAGGUGAGAUGACUGGAGCACCAAGUCAAGAGAUGCUGGCACCACUCUUGUUAAGUCACUUGCCCUCUUUGGGCUCUUUUAUUUCCCACACAUGAAAGAAGAGACACGUUAGUGGGAGGAGAGCUCUAACAACUCUCCAACUGUAGUACUCUACAACAUUUCAAGCAACAUCACUCAAAACAGGCAAUACAGAGGAGGAGGGAAAGGGCAGAGAUGUGAUUGACUAUGGCGACAAGAGCAGCUUUCACAUAGCUAAGAGUUAGCACUAGGACAUUUCGAUCAUACAGAGCUACUGUUAGGAAUUUCUGUCUAACAAUCACAAGUAAGUCUGCAGUCAGCCUAUACACGUGCACUGCACAUUCUAUCAAUGACUGGAAAGAUCUGCUCAAUUAUAUUUCAAAAUGAAAACUUCAAUCCAGUAAAUUAAUAUGUAUACAAGUCAGAAAAAUAAAGAACAAAGUUACUGUACAAUAGUGUGAGAGACUAUGAAAUGGCAAUACUUUUUUAAACCACAGAUUUGUAAUAUAUUUGUUCACUGUGCAGAGGGACUGUACCUCAAACAAAAUAAAAUGGAUUUCUCAAACUAACAAGAAUGCCUAUUGUUUUACACACUGAAAAUCUACAUUUUAUGUUUAAGACAGAAUUAACCUACAUUUGGUAUAGUUACUUUAAACAGCUGGAAGAAUGAAAAUUAUCACAAUAGAUGCUUGAAAAACUAAGCGAAAGGUUAUUUUUUUAAGUAACAAAUGGGACUACUUAACUCAUGUUAAGUAUUUUAAAAUCCUACUCACACCAGUAUUGGAUUUCUGUUUUCCCAAGGACAUGUACUCAAAGGCAACUGUUACAGCUUGUUAUGCUCCAGUGGCAAAAGGGCAAGUGCCAGGCCUACCUAAUUUAUGUAAAUCCAAUGAAUAGCUUUUGAUUAUUAGAAUUUAGCGUGUGCACCUGCUUUGGGACAUUUUAAACAAAAAAAUCUUCUGAUAUAGCUGGGUUUAAAUAUAUAUUAAAAGUGUUUAAAUAUAUAUCAAAUAUAUAUUUAAAGAAAAGCUGUAGGACAGUCAUGAUGAUUCAUGACUAUAAUCCCAGCACUUAGGAGGCUGAAGCAGGAGGACUGUCAAGAAGAUUAACAGGCCAGCCUCUCAAAAUAUGCAAAUAAAGGCCAGGCAUGGUGCUGUACUGCUGUAAUCCCAGUAUUCAGAAGGCUAAGGCAGUAAAGUUUCAAGUUGAAGCAGCUUGGGCUACACAGUGAGUUCAAGAGUAGCCUAGGCUAGAAGAUUCUAUCUCAAAAGCAAACAGCAGCAGGAUUUUUUUUUCUUAAAUAACACAUUUAACUGAGCAAAGAGAUCAGUGAUGGAGCAUUUGCCUAGCAUGCAUGAAGGUCUAGGUUCCAGUCCCAUCAUCAUAAAAGCUUAAAAGAAAAUACAGAUGCCAAAAAGUAGCUUACUGGGCUGGCAAUAUGAUGACCUGAGUUCAAUGCCUAGGACCCCUAAGGUACAAGUUGUCCUCUGACCUCCACAUGCUACUGUGGAUGUGAGAAUACACACACACUUACACACAUGCAUACACACCAAACAAAUAAAUACACAUAAAUUUAAAAAAUAAAUUCUGGAAUGAGUUCAUUAAGUUUAAAUUUGCUCCUCAAGCUAAGUCAAUUCAAAAUAUUACAACUUGUUAGUUCACAAGGCUUAUGUGGUACUUAAAAGUUAUUUUAGGCUAGGUAUGGUAACAUACUCCCACAAUCCUAGCCCUUCAGGCGGUUGAGCUAGAAGGGCUGGAAUUCAAAGCCAGUCUAAUCAAGUUAGUGAAACUUGUAAAAGUAAAGCAAAUGUGUCAAAGUAAAGCUAAUAGCUGGGGAUGUUAGCUCUGCCGAAGAACGCUUGCCUAAAAUGUGUGAAAUCCCAAGUUCAGUCACCAAUACCACCACCACACCACACACAAAGUUAUUUCAAUUCAGUAUAAUGUUUAACCAAAAAUAAUAUAUCUGCCACUCAGAAAUAAGGGACCAUUAACAGGUAAUUCUCCAGGGCUAACUUAACACAUUUAGUGAACAAAGGGUAAAGUUAUACUCUGAGAGUCUUCGGAUAGAGGAUGAGUGCCCUGAGCACUCAUACAGUCUAUUAGUCACUCACCUACUUAGAGGGAAGACACAGUGCAUCUGAUCAGUGCGGCAACAGGGGAUGGAAAAGCUCUGUAAGGAAGGGUGGAUCAAUGGAUGGCUACAUGGAGCUCAUUAUAUUUGUACUUUGUAAAUUUUAAAAAUUGUAAGUAUUUAUAGAAUUAUACAACAAUCCUGUGCUAUUUUAAACAGAAUAGUUAACUGUCAGAUUAUAGCUGCCCAACCUAUACCAAAAGGACCCCUACACUCCUCCUUCCUUGCCAUCCCACAUUGUUCUGAAGAAACAGAUAUUUGAAAUAAAAACAUGAACAAAACCAAUUUCCUGCCUGUGGAUCUUACAAUGUGAUUACAAAAGGGUAGAGAUAAAGGGAGGCCCUGGGGUGCUAAUUACACAGUUUCUUCCUUGACUUACAGAGCACCGAACAGGGGUCCAGUUGUCAGAUUCCCUCUUCAUUCUAGCAUCUGCUGCCAAAACAACUGUCUACCCUAGAGCCUUGGGUAACAAGUAGGAAACCAGAGAUCUUACGUAGCACUGUUAUUUAUGCAUCCACUUUAAGGCAAAAAAUAAAACUCAUAUAGGAAACAAGUUUCUGGGGCUGGCAAGGAGCUUUCUGCUGAGGACGACAGCCUGAUCCCUAGGAUCCACAUGGUGGAAGGAGAAAAUCAACUCAUUCAGAUUGUUCUCUGACCUCCAAACAUGUACUGCAGCAUGCCCUGUCCCACCCUAAUAAGUGUAAUAAAAAAACUUAAAUGAAAUAGUGUUGUUUCUUAAACUUUUCCAUGUAGGGCAGGUGUAGGUGUGCACAUGUGUGUGUUUUUAACAUUCUUGGACCUCAGUGAUGAAAAGUUUUGGCAUAGAGACCAGUACAAUGGGGGGGGCAAACCCUUAAAGACAUGAAAAACCACACCACUUACUUGGAGACAUAUGAAAAUAAUCUGCAGAGAUACUAGAGGUUGUCUCAGUAGGGAAUGAAAGCUAAAAGCAGGAUUAUCUCCUUGGUGGGAUGGGGGUGAAAGGAUCUGAGAGUUUAUGGUUUGAGAAAAGGUUAAGUUCUGCUAACUCAAAAAUACAACGGGAAUGUCUCUGGCUACUAAUACUGACUGAAACACAAUAUUUUGUGUUCACAUCUGUUAACUACCAAUCCCAUGUCCAAUAAAUGGUAAGACAAUGAAUUACAAUAAAAUAAAUUUAACAAUUAGAUCAUAUCAACAGCCCUAGAAUGUCAUUUAAUCAUGCAUGCAUUACCCAUACACCGAAGGGCUUUUUUAUUUGUUUUAUUGAGGUGCACACAGGAUCUUGAGCUCCUAAUCCUCCUGCUCCCAAGUGCUAUGUGUCAUCAUGCCCAGCUUAGUCACUAGUACUCUGUAGAGCUAUGAAAGAUAAGAGUUUUUUUUGGGGGGGCGGGGUGAGAAAGGGUUUCUCUGUACCAUUGGAGCCUGCCCUGGAACUAACUCUUGUAGACCAGGCUGGCCUCGAACUCACAAAGAUCCUCCUGCUUUGCCUGCCGAGUGCUGGGAUUAAAGCCAUGCGCCACCACUGAUUGGCUAAGAUAUGAGUUCUUAAAAAGUAUGUAAGAUGUUUUGAAAAGUUCUCUCCCAGAAUGCAAGCUAGGUACAGUGGCACAUACCUGUAAUCCCAAAACUGCAGAGGUGGAGACAGGAGUAUCAGGAAUUCAAGACCAACCUCAGCUACGUGAGAUCUUGCUUGUCUCAAUGAAACAAAAAGCCAGUUGAUUUUUUUUAAAGAAUAAAAACCAUAAAACAAAGAGUUCUCAACUUAUAAAUGACUCAGCAGCUAAUCAAAUGCUUCUCCCUUCCUUCACACAUAGUAUCUUGACACACAUUGAUAAAACUGACAUUUUUCAAAUAUCCUAAAAACUUUUACUUAAUGAGAAUUAACAUGGUGAUAGAUGAUUUUAGUCAAGAUAUUAAGACCAAAACCAUUUUUUCAAAGUACUUACCUGAUAUUUUACUUAUCUUUUAAAUUUAAGAUUUCAGUUUGAUUUUAAUACCUACACACAACCCAGAAAUGAUCUACUUCAGUCACAUCAUUACUUCAAAGAAUCUGAACUAACAACAGAUGAAAUAGACAAGAACUAUGACUAUAAUCUGUCUUUUCCAAGCAGCUGACUGCCGUGCUAGACCCAUUAGUUCAAUCUUCUAACUUAUGUAUAAUGCAGCAAAUUUUUUAAUACUUGCCUGGAAUACAACAUCCUUGCAAACAUUCUAUUCUCCAAU
Molecule: messenger RNA, 10456 nt
Organism: Alexandromys fortis (reed vole)
Lineage: Eukaryota; Metazoa; Chordata; Mammalia; Rodentia; Cricetidae
Gene: Megf11
Product: multiple EGF like domains 11
Exons: 25
Coding region: 134-3412 (1092 amino acids)
Biological process (GO): heterophilic cell-cell adhesion
Molecular function (GO): scavenger receptor activity; protein binding
Source: RefSeq, a predicted model, not a curated record